CCCUAUCGACGGCGGCCGGUGCAGGAGCUGCUGGAGCUACGGUUCAGGUGCACCGCUCUGAUUCAGACACACGGAAAAGAACUUUGGAAAAUUGCACACACAGGAUGAACCCACGACUGAAGAAUCUCACCCUGAUUUGUCGGGAAAUGUUUCUGUGUUAACGUUAGUCGCCAUUGUUUUCCUUUUGUUUAUUUGAGUCGGUGAUGGGAUUCCUUCAGGACCGACAGCGGAAACCCCUCUGAGGUUUUCAUGAAAAAAAAAAGAAUGCAACUUGGUGAAGGAGACCAUUUCUAAAAACAUCCAUGGGCACUAAAGCAGUGAUGGUUUGCACAUUUUUUAAUUGUAUUUUGAGAACUUACUAAUUUUUUAAAUUCUAACCUUUACAUAAUUAGUAGAUUUAUUACACGGCUGUGAUUUCUGACAUACCAAUACUACAGAAACGUAAUGGAGAUAGAAGAGAAAGAGGAUGUAACACAGAAAUGCACAGCUACUAUAAAGGCAGAGGAUGAUGGGAGUUCUGGCCAUUCCUGUGGGGUGUGCGGUCGCAGCUUUCCUCUGCUCAGCUCUUUGUCUCAGCACAUGCGGAGACACACCAGGGAGAAGCCAUACAAGUGCCCGUAUUGUGAACACAGGACAGCUCAGAAGGGCACCUUGAAGGCUCACAUCCGAAGCCAUAAACUCGGCCUCUUCACCCAUAAUCUGAGCGACAAGGAGGGCGAUGGAGAUCAAAAGCAGAAAGAAAAGGGUCAGACACGUGACACUCCAGGAAUUGUCAGUGUGUCUGACAAAGCACAUACUAUCAAUGGGAAAGUGAAGAAGAAAGGAAGCAAGAAGAAAUUGAAGGGUAAAGAUGUUGAGGUCAGUGAUGGAGCUAGUGACAGACCCUUCACCUCCAGUGUUUGUAGCCAGGUUUUCCCUCAGGUAUUGCUCCUUAAAUCCCAUAUGAAAAAGCACCGGAACUCCCAGGACCAUGGCUGCCGGAUGUGUGGACGCCGCUUCCGCCAAGCUUGGUUUCUCCAGAGCCAUAUGCGUAUCCAUCGAGUUAAAGCCCAGCUGAAGGGCAGCAAAGUCAACGAGCUGCCUGCUUCUAUCAAUGGGGUUCCUCAAGACCCAGCUUCGCUCAUCAAUGAAGAUUGCCUCUAUGAGCUCUGUGCCAGCUGUGGGAACUUCUUCUAUGAUCGUAAGACUUUACGAGCACAUGAAAAGAUCCAUCAGCUUAACCGCAGCCACAGUCAGUCACAGAAUCCAGCUCAAAAAGAUGGUGAGACUUCUGACUUGGACACUGCUAAAAGGCAUUUUUUUGAAAGGCUAAACCUCGAAUGUGCUGGACAAAAGGAAACUCAUGACCAACAAAGCCUGGGCAGGCGAAUUCCAGAGCUGGAUCCAGUUUGUAGUUACCAGGCAUGGCAGCUAGCCACAAGAGGACGUCUAGCAGAGGCUACAGAGAAAUGUUUGGGAUGGGAGGAGCGACUAGCAGAUGCUGAGGUCGCCUACGAUACAGAGAAGGGCGAGUACAUUCCCCUAAAGCAAGACAAGAAGAGAAAACCAAACGACACAUCCAGCAUAAAGAAGAAGAAGGAUGAUACAAGCCUUUAUCACACCACAAACACUAAAAGUGGAGAUAAGAGGAUCUGUAAGGAUCGGAUUCUGUUGAAUGGACUUGGUCAAGCAUUCUAUGAGGCGCUGCAGAUGAAGAAAGGCAAAGGUGUUAACGACUCGCUCAAACAGAUGAGCUUCAGAAACCAAGACCAGGAAGAUAAAAACCCAUACCUAUGUGAGCACUGUGAUUUCUGCACUGUUGACGCCUCCCUACUCAGGUCCCACCUGCAGAGGCAGCACCAGGACUUCCUUUCCAGGACUCCCUGUAGCAAACAAAACAUUAGUGGUUCCAAAGCCUCCAGAUACAUGGACUACCUCAGGAACAGGAGCGUUUUGCUGAGUCAGUCAUAUUGGAAUCCUUACACAUAUCAACCUGGCCUGGUUUCAGCAGAGACAAACAUUAAGAAAGAAAUAUCAAAUGAUCAAACAGAGGUCAAAGGGCAGGGACGUACGACCAGUGAUGUUGGUACUCUCCUCAAUCUGUCUGCACUGUCUAGUACAGAUGGAGACAAUACAGCAAAUGAUCGUGUUAAAACAGAAGGCCUGGUGAAACAUCAGUGUCCGUACUGCUCUCACAUGACCAACUACCCAGAAGUUCUGUGGGUCCAUCAACGCGUUGCGCACAAGGUGGACAGCAGCAGCUCCAUGGCGCCCAAGUGGGCCCCCUGUUCCAACAGCCUCAAGGGUUUGAAGGCUGGUUCUGCCCAGUGGAGACGCACAGGACCUCCACCGUUCCUUGAAGGCAAGGACUGUCCCACUUUACCUGCUCCAAGAACUCACCGAACAAAGCCACCAAGUACCACAACCAAUAGCAGCAACAGCAGCAAGCACUUAGCACCUAAGACCCACUCAGCUGUCCCAAAGUCCAAGCAAAGCACUCACUCCAAGGACCUCCGCUCUUUGGAUGGAACACAUUCUAGCAUGAGGGUGGGACUCCAACCUCAUAGUAAAUCUGGAGAACAGAUUGGAGCAGCAGAAGGAGGGAGCAAAGGCUCCAGAGUCCACGCUCCUUCAUCAAGCAGCAGGAGUUUCUUCAACUCUCCAUCUGCAAGCAGUCCCAAACUCAGAGGACACUGGGCUACAGUGGAAGGAAACUUCCCACCUGAGGGCUUAGGUUUUAUGUUAGCCAGGAACCACAGUGGCCCUUCGUCUGCUGUGGCUGCAUCCAGACUCCAGGCCCACAGAAAGACCUGUGACUCCUCUGCAGGUCCCAAAGGCUCUGAUCUCUGGCCAAACAUGAACAUGUGGGGUGUGCAUGGGGGCAAAGCAUAUUUAGACUCACUCCUUUUUGCUCAGGGAAAAAAUGAAUCGACAGCAGAAACGCCAAUGGACAUUAAUAUUUUAAAUCUCCUGAAGAACUACAGUCCACAUGAUCUGACCACUCUGUACCAGCACUGGGGAUUUGUCGAUCCGAGGCUUGAUCCACAAGUGAUAUUGCAGUUGAAUGGAAAUUUUGGAAAUGAAGUCCAUUCUUCCUCUGAAGCUUCCAAGCAAGUGAACAGCCGGUCCACUUCCUCAGGGUCUCUUCAUAAAGGAUCUUGAAUAACGCCAUGUUCCUGUGGGCUUCGGCUCAUAUAAUACUGUGGAACAAAGACGCCUGCUGUUCUUUAAAGGAACCAGCCAUAACUCCUUGAGAACAGAGGACCACAAUAUGCACAAUAUAUGCAAUGCACUGAGGUGGACAUUGACUCUUUUGUCAUAUGGUUGUUUAAUUUGAAGUGUUAUGCAUGCUUUAUUUGUUAAGGGUAUAGACAUGUUUGUUACAACAUGAGAUACAUUUAAUAGAAAUGAGGCAGAAUUGUUUAAUGUAGGAGAAUAAUAGAAAGAUUGUAGGGAAAAAAAAAACAGCCAAACUUGAAAUUAAAUAAUUAGAGCAGCAACACUAGGAAGGAGCAGUAUGUUGAGUAAAGGCCAACAGAUGAUGGUUGAUCAUGAU
This is a messenger RNA of Sphaeramia orbicularis (orbiculate cardinalfish), 3535 nucleotides long. RefSeq names its product zinc finger protein 516-like. Lineage: Eukaryota; Metazoa; Chordata; Actinopteri; Kurtiformes; Apogonidae. Gene Ontology annotation, biological process: regulation of DNA-templated transcription. Gene Ontology annotation, molecular function: DNA-binding transcription factor activity, RNA polymerase II-specific; RNA polymerase II cis-regulatory region sequence-specific DNA binding. Bases 445 to 3141 code for a protein of 898 amino acids. The record is from RefSeq and is a predicted model, not a curated record. Gene Ontology annotation, cellular component: nucleus. The transcript is spliced from 7 exons.